AUGUUGAGACGUUCAGUGGCUCCUUCUCUUCGGACCCGGAAUAUCUACACCUCUGUUUUGGAGUCUGACAUCAACAUCACCCGUAAUGGAAAAGUCAACCUCAGUGUAGGCCAAGGCGGCAGAUCCUCAAGAACCGGAUACACAGCCACUGUAUUUGGUGCUUCGGGAUUUUUGGGCCGUUACUUGACCUCCAAGUUGGCCCGUCACGGUACCUCUGUUGUGGUUCCAUUCAGAGAUGAUAUGAAGAAGAGAUUCUUGAAAGUCACAGGAGACUUGGGUGUCGUGAACUUUGUUGAGUUCGAUGCUAGAAACUUGGACUCCAUUGCCGAGAGUGUGGCUCACUCCGACAUUGUUUUCAACCUCAUUGGUGCAGACUAUGCCACCAAGAACUUCCUGAUGGCUGAUGCUAACAUUGGUAUCACUGAAAGAAUCACAAACGCAGUCAAGGAGGCCGGCAAUGCCAGAUACGUCUAUGUGUCCUCGUACAACGCCAACGCUGCUUCUGAUUCCAUCUACUAUGCCACAAAGGGAAUCGCUGAGAACCUUGUCAGAGAUAUCAUUCCAGACUCCACCAUUGUUAGACCUUCCCCAAUGUACGGUCGUGAAGACAACUUGUUGAACUACUUGGGUCCAAAGUUGAAGAUGUGGACUCCAAACAAGAACGCUAAGGAGAUCUAUCCCGUUCAUGUUCUCGAUGUUGCUCGCGCUUUGGAGAAGAUUGGUUUCGAUGAUUCCACCGUUGGCCAAACCUACGAAUUGUUCGGUCCUAAGAAAUUGACCUUUGCCGAGAUCAGACAAAUGAUUCACGGUAUCACCCAAGACUUCUCUCAAGUUGGUCCAAUUUCCUACGGUUUCGGCGAGUACGAGCUUCCUGUUGAGGUUCUUAAGUUCGUUGCUCAGCUCAAGCAAUACCUUUACUGGAAGGAAACCAACCCAGACCAAGUUCAAAGACACUUGAUCCACCAGCAAAUUGAUCCUGCUGCAAAGACUUUUGCUGACUUGGGAAUCACAGACACCGAUCAAUUGGCUGAUGUCUUGUUCACUUACGUCAAGGGUUGGAGACAUCCUUUGAUCGCCCAACAAGGUGCCCCAAGCAAAAAGGAGUUGAGAAAGUUGCGUGAACAACAGCACUUUAUUUAG
Messenger RNA from Australozyma saopauloensis, 1140 nucleotides. RefSeq lists its product as uncharacterized. The record is from RefSeq and is a predicted model, not a curated record. Gene Ontology annotation, molecular function: protein-containing complex binding. Bases 1 to 1140 code for a protein of 379 amino acids. Gene Ontology annotation, cellular component: mitochondrion. The transcript has a single exon. NCBI's taxonomy places the organism in Eukaryota, Fungi, Ascomycota, Pichiomycetes, Serinales, Metschnikowiaceae.